Messenger RNA from Vanrija pseudolonga, 432 nucleotides. RefSeq lists its product as uncharacterized. The record is from RefSeq and is a predicted model, not a curated record. Gene Ontology annotation, cellular component: Golgi membrane. Gene Ontology annotation, biological process: vesicle-mediated transport. Lineage: Eukaryota; Fungi; Basidiomycota; Tremellomycetes; Trichosporonales; Trichosporonaceae. The coding region runs from base 1 to 432 and encodes 143 amino acids. The transcript has 4 exons.
AUGGAGCGCUUCACGCAGAACCCCGCCGAGCUGUUGAGCGCCGUCGGCGGCUUCGUCAUUGCCGGCGGUAUCGGCUCGCUCAUCCACCUGACGUUCAGCAGCAUCAUUAUCGGGAUCUACGAGCUGCUCUCCGGCGCCAUCAUCCUCGCGCUCGAGGUCGUCUCGCCCACCGAGCAGCAGAAAGCCCUGGUGCACUCUUACGCAUCGUUCCUGCACUCGUUUAUCGGCCGCGGCGUGUUGUACAUCCUCCUCGGCGUCCUCAUGCUCAACAACUACCUCAUCCUCCAGAUCUGCGGCUCGGUCGUCGCGUUCGUCGGCGUCGUCUACGUCGCCCUCAACUUUGUCCACCUCUUCGAGGCUCCCAGUACCAUGCAGGCCCCGAGCGGCUCGGACCCCGAGGCCCAGCCCGUCUGGCAGGCGCCGACCGAGUAA